GGUGUGCGUAGUGCUCUCGGUUUGGCCCCGUGUCUGCUCAGAGCGGCGCCACUUUUUGUUUUAAAAGUCCGUAAAUAAAGUUAAAUGUAUUUGGGGGUGAUUAAUAAGCCAGUGGUUACCCUGGUAACAUGGCCUAGCCGAGGACCUCUUUAGGGAAACCUCAGCUGCCUCAGAGGCAAUGAACGAGUUACAAGACUCAGGCUUGGAAGAUGUUUUUUCACUGCACCAGCAUGAAGACGACAGCCUUUUACUCGACGCCAGCUCCUCGGGCCCGGAUGAUAUUUUCGAGGAGGACUUGUACUCUCCCUCGUCUCUGUCCAGCUGUUCCUCCUCGGCUCUCGCAGUGACCUCUGUGCGGGGCAAUCCUGUGUGCUCUUCUUGCGGCCUGGACAUAGUGGAUAGAUAUCUGCUCAAGGUAAAUGAUUUGUGCUGGCAUGUACGUUGCCUCUCAUGCAGUGUGUGUAAUACAUCACUGGGCCGUCACGUGAGCUGCUACAUCAAAGACAAACAAGUCUUCUGCAAACUGGACUACUUUAGGAGGUACGGGACACGCUGUGCACGCUGUGGCCGCAAUAUAAACUCCAGUGAUUGGGUGCGGCGUGCGAGAGGGAGCACUUUCCACCUGGCCUGCUUCUCCUGCACCUCCUGUAAGAGACAGCUGUCCACCGGAGAGGAGUGCGGACUGUUGGAGAACCGAAUCUUCUGUCGAACUCAUUAUGACAUAAUGAUGGACAACAUAAAGCGGGCCAGAGAAAGUGAACAACACAGAACUGAAGAAGAGAUGUCUGACAAGGAUUCAAACUCUGUGCCCAGACCAGCUAAAAGAGCCAGGACCAGUUUCACUGUUGAACAGUUGCAGAUAAUGCAAAACCAGUUUGCCAAAGACAACAACCCCGAUGCCCAGACUCUGCAGAAGCUGGCUGAGCAGACUGGUCUCAGUCGGAGAGUUAUACAGGUUUGGUUUCAGAACUGCAGAGCUCGUCAGAAGAAGCAUGUCAAUCCACUUCCUGCUGCCCCUGCCCUGAUGACUCUAGGUCCUGAUCAGCUGAGUCCUCUGAUGGACGACCUCCAGUACAGCACAUAUCUGUCUUCAGAUACUCCACUUCUCACCACACUCACUUAUGUGGACGUUCCUAACCCUGAUCCACUGUUGCUGCAACCGCUCCUCUCCCACUCUUUGACACAGCUGCCAGUCAGCCACGCUUGAGACUACUCAGAGGAUUAAUACCACAGCCAUGAUGCACUCUAAGGCUUUUCUAUAAUCUGAAUAUGGAUGGAAUUGAAUUUCAGUUUAGAACUCAUGAUAUUAUUUCAGUUUAAGAUGAAUUAACAGGUGUUUAUUAAUGUCUAGACAAAUAUGGCUUUAUGCUUUAUACAAUGUAUUUGUAAGCUAUUUAAUUUAUUUUGAAUAAUAUAAUGAAAUUUGGCACUUUGUUGGAAAAUGAAGUAAAACUUGAGUGUACAUUUAAUUUAAGAAUGUUUUAUUUAAGAAGGGUGUUGAAGACCAUUUUCAGUUUUGAUAUGGUAAAUAUAAGUUUGAAUGGCAAUCAAACUGUGACUGUGGCUUUUUCGUUGUGGUCCUAACAACAACAGUGUCAUUCUCUGGUAUUCUCAAUUUAUGUAAUGUCUUGAUCAAAAGUCAAAAUGUAGCUUAUGUAAAACAAACAUGAUAAAGAUAUCUGCAUAUUAUAAAAUGAUAAUUCAGCUAUAAAAGAAACCUUACACAAAUAAACUGAUGUUUGUAAAUCAGACGUUCAAUAGUAUUGAUUCCCAAAUGCUGAUCUAGCCCCAUCUGCUGGUCAAAAGGUGAUCAUGUGCUGCACACUGAAAUAAAAUGUUGCUCAUUUCCAUA
Boleophthalmus pectinirostris (great blue-spotted mudskipper) is the source of this 1852-nucleotide messenger RNA. Its product is annotated as LIM/homeobox protein Lhx8-like. Gene Ontology annotation, cellular component: nucleus. The coding region runs from base 179 to 1207 and encodes 342 amino acids. Gene Ontology annotation, molecular function: RNA polymerase II transcription regulatory region sequence-specific DNA binding; DNA-binding transcription factor activity, RNA polymerase II-specific. Lineage: Eukaryota; Metazoa; Chordata; Actinopteri; Gobiiformes; Gobiidae. The transcript has 8 exons. Gene Ontology annotation, biological process: forebrain neuron development; regulation of transcription by RNA polymerase II; neuron differentiation. The record is from RefSeq and is a predicted model, not a curated record.